AUGCGCUGUGUCCACCCUCCGUUGCGUGCAACGGCCAAAGGGUGGGGCCAUCCACGGCCGUCAUCGCGGCCGCCACGGCCGGCGCGGCCUGGCCUUUUCAGUCUCGUUGGUGGCUUCACGCCGAAGAGUGUCUUCUUGCUUUCGUGCUGCGGAGCUUGGACGUGGCAGCGGCUCUCGCCGGUGGCCGUGGGAGGAGUGCAGACAAAGCGACGGCGGGAGCAGAUGGAGCAGGUGGAGCAGGUGGAGCAGGGUCCGGAGAGGCAAAGCCCAGAUCUCGAAGAUCUCGAUCUUGAGGACGUGGAAACCUUGAGGCAACUGUUCCAGUCUGCACUGGCGGUUGGCAGCACAGGCCUUGAGAAGGAGGAGUUUGCUCUUCUUUGCCAGUCCCUUUUGCACAUAGAUCUGAGUUAUCUAGAGCUCGAGCGCAUCUUCGAGCUGGUGGUUACAACUGAAGGGCGCGAGGUCAUGACGGAAGAUCACUUCGUGCGUACGAUUCGGCACCGCUUCUUCCUGCGGGGCAUCCGACGGGUCGUGCAGCUUCCAGACUCCGACUCAGGCUCAGACGACCUCCCGCCCACUUACGACCUGGACAUGGAGACAGCAGAGAACCAUCGCUCUGACACCGCUCCUUUUGUCGGUCCCUACGCAGAGAUCCGAGCAACGCGCGAUCACCGCUACCAUGGCCGCUACACGGUUGAUCGCCAGACCUGGCAAGACAGCGUGAUUGACACCGUUGUUCAGCGAACAACUGCGCAGGCUCGUCCAAGACUGGUUUUCACUUGCGGGGCCAUGGGUGUUGGCAAAGGCUAUGCGCUGGCCUGGAUGUCCCGGAAAGGUAUCUUCCCGCUGGAAGAUAUUGUGCACAUCGAUCCGGAUCACUUCAAGCAAGUGAUGCCCGAAUGGCAGGCAUACCUACAGUAUGGACGCAAACAUGGGGAUCCCGACAUACCCGGGAACCGCUGCCAUCGCGAGAGCUGCUACAUGCAAGAGAUUGCAUUAGAGGAGUCCCUGCGGCGGUCGCAGCACAUCUGGGUUGAUGGUUCUCUGCGCAAUGCUGAGUGGUUUGUCAAAGUGUUCAGCGACAUCCGCUUGCGCUACCCAGCGUAUCAGAUUGCGAUUUUCAAGGUCACGGCGCCGGAAGAGAUUAUCCGCAAGAGGGUUGCAGACAGGGCCAAGCAAACUGGCCGCAGCAUUCCCGAGACGAUGCUGGUGGCGAGCAUUGAGGCUGUUGAAAGGUCUGUGCUGACGUUGACUCCCCAUGCGGAUUUCUUGGCCAGUAUUGACAACUCAGAAUGUACGCCACAACUGCAGUAUUUCGCGGCAGUCGACCGCUCCGGCGACUGGCAACGUAUUGCGACGCGAUUCGCUCAUGUCUUGCCGGCAACGGACGCGUUUCCAAAACAGCUGUCCCCAUUCUUUGUGUCACAACUGGAAGAUUGCCCAAAGUUGGAGCUCCAGGAGCCUCUGGCCUUUGGCAUUGACGGCAUGCACAGAUGCCAAAAUGCCACAUUGAUCAUGCGGGGCUCGAGAUUUGAAGUGAAGCUCUCUCCGACGAUCCGCGUGACCCUGGAUCCCGAGACACGUCGAGUCGCGAAUAUUCACAAAGAUGCCGUGGCCGUGGCGUACCUCCACCCGCUGUCAAGCACGUUCGAGGGGUCUGAAGCAGAGCUCACAUAUGCUGAACGCCAGGUCUUGAGAUUGGGAGCGUUUGCCAACUUCAAUCUGGAAGAUCAGCUUGUAGCCCUGAAUUCUGUGGCCUCCACGACGGAUCAACGUCAGCCUGCUCUUCUGGAGUUUGGCUCCGCAUACCCGGUGUCCGAAGAAGAGGCUGCGUCUCUACCAGCAAACAGGUUUGCAUUCCUAACGCCGCUUGAGAAGUUGGCCAACCGCCGGGUGAGCGCAAACAGCGGCUUCUUGUUCGAGAUCCUUUUGGACGGCGAGAUCUCAUUUGUGCAGCUUCUGGCUGCUGCCUGCAUGACAGAUGCAUACCCUAAGAACUCUUUCGGGGCACAUCGCCGUUACGAUCUUGCGACGGCCAAAGGCUGCAACACCUUCCUCGAUAGGGACGUUCGAAGCAUAGCAUCUCGCUCACCAUCUUACAAAGUGGAUCACAUCGGGCGGACCGUGAAGUCCACAAAGCUGCGCCAUGCCUGGACAUUGUUUCUCGGUGGUGUCGAGACCAAGGUGGAGCUGGAGCACAGCCGCCUCACAGGCAAAAAGAAGGUGCUCGUUGAUGGGAAGCUGCUUUUCUCGACGACCGACAAGCACCUGAACUGGUGUUGGGAGCACCCGGAAUCGAAAGCUCGAAUCGGCUUGAACUCCGAGAAUGGAAAGCACGUCCUAAGAUGUGAAGAGCCCGAGGUGAAGACCUUGUCUAAAGAUGCCGAAGGAAAUUCUGCCCAGUUAGACGAGCUAUCUUCAGCUGCCAGCUUCGAAGCCGGCACCUGCAAUUCUGAGACUUUGCCGGAGGAAGGUUGCACGGACGGUGCAGUGCACGAGGACGCAGAGUAUGAAGUGUUCUCCUCGGGAUUCUCGGACAGCCCUAUCAGACAAGACCUCGCAAGAAAGUAUGCAACUUGCGAGAAUGACCUGCAGGACUAUGACGCAGAGAUAGCCGAGGAAGCCAAACCUUCCAUACCGUCGUACCUUGUGACGCGGCCUCAACGCAAAGUAGCCCUUCAGGAGAUCUCGGCAGAAACAGCGCGCUUAAACGCGCUGCUCGGUGUCAAGGAUGCGCAGAUAGCCGCUUUGCAAGACGAGCUGCGCAGGUGUGCUUUGGGAAGAGAGGAGGCUAGCGGACCCAUGGUCGAGGCAGUGCCAACCGAAGCUGUGGAGACAGAGCCCAUCAGCCCCAUUCAGCAGCUGGAGGGGCCAUCCCCUCAGCUGCCGCCGCCGCAACUGGUCGCCAGUGUACCCUCAGAGCACUUCCUGGUUGCAGAGCUGCCAACGACUCCAGUCCCAUAUCCAAAGGUGACCAGUGGAGAUUCACCUGGUGGGCGGAAGCUUCUCUCGCCACCCGCCCUGUCGGCUGUCAGUCCUCUGGACGAAGAGGAACUGGAUGUGACACGGCGCCGUGGGCCUGCUCACUUCACCCCUCCGCUGGAUGCAAAGCAUUUGAGGGUGCACAGAAUUUGGGUGCGAUGGCGCCAGCUCUUGCCGGAGCUGAAGCAGUUUCGUGAGGCCAUCGCCAUUCGUGGUCCAGCGCUACGUCUCCACGCCGCGACGGUGCGCAGGAGCGGCGCAGGCACUGUCACGAAGUAUAGUGACCUCAAUAGGCUUCGGUGGCUUCAAGCUUCAGUGUGUGAGAAGCCAUGCUUCUCAGGCUGA
Symbiodinium natans is the source of this 3327-nucleotide messenger RNA. The record is from the annotation of a GenBank genome assembly. NCBI's taxonomy places the organism in Eukaryota, Dinophyceae, Suessiales, Symbiodiniaceae.